Messenger RNA from Fusarium pseudograminearum CS3096, 1725 nucleotides. RefSeq lists its product as uncharacterized. The transcript is spliced from 2 exons. Gene Ontology annotation, molecular function: potassium ion transmembrane transporter activity. Gene Ontology annotation, biological process: potassium ion transmembrane transport. The record is from RefSeq and is a predicted model, not a curated record. Bases 1 to 1725 code for a protein of 574 amino acids. Lineage: Eukaryota; Fungi; Ascomycota; Sordariomycetes; Hypocreales; Nectriaceae. Gene Ontology annotation, cellular component: plasma membrane.
AUGGUAUGCUGCUGGGGAAAUCGCAAGAAGGAAGUCGUGGGGAUUGCUGAUCAGAAAUGGGAAUACAUCAAUCUUUGCGACUUCAAGAGUCGAGGAUGUGGCACUGUCUUCGCUUAUGUCUACCUCUGGCUCAUGCUUUUUGUCUCAGUUGCUGUCUACGUCGUCGACAGCUUCACUGCUGUUAACCUACUCAUUUUCGAUCGCUGGUCUUCAAAGAUCGACCCUGCCAUUUCUUUCGACGUCUCGAAAUGGAUCUUCUCCAUCUGUAUCAUUCUUUCAUUUGUCAACCUAGCCUAUGAGGGUAUUCGUGCUUAUCGAGUCAUUCGACGGGGCAAUGUUGCAGAAUCCUACCUUGACAGUUUGGCUGUUCGUUGGGAAUCAAUUCGUCUUGGCUCGCAAGGAUGGAAGAGGUUCUUAGUCUUUGCUGAACUCACUAAAAGUAAGGAGGGCGCACAAUAUAUCGCUCUCUUCACAUACUUCAACUUUCAAGCUUGGAUUCGUGUCAUCAUCUGCUCAGGCCCCCGUCAAGUUCUCAAUGCCUUUACGCUCAAGUCAGUGUACGAGGCACAAUUGACUCCAACCGCCGACAAUGUUGGCGACUCUAUUACUGGGUUCUUUGAGAAGAUCAAGAUUCUUGCCGAAGAAGACUAUCAACAGGCUGUGAUUCUAUCUGGCAUGUGUUUCACUGUGGUUAUUUGGGUAUUUUCCGCCCUGUUUCUCUUGGCCGCCGUUCUUUUUUGGGUCUUCUUUCUAUAUCAUUGGAUUCCUGCUGCUGAUGGCGGUCUUUCUGGUUACUGUGAACGAAAGGUUACCAAGACUCUGAUGAAGAUUGUCACCAAGACGGUCAACAAAGCUCUGGCUAGAGAGGAAACCAACCGAAUGAAAGCUGAGAUCAAGGCUAGCAAGAAGGCGGGCGAGAAGUUCAAUCUUGACCGCGCUGCUACUCUCCCGACCUUGCCAAAUGUGGGCCCAGUCGACAAGAUAGGCCAGCAUCCUAUGCUCAACCGCAACGACACCAUGACGACUCUACCGCCUUAUACUUCACGUCCAGGAACACCAGGUGAUACGGAGGUCCCUCCAGUUCCACAAGUGGCUAUGCCAACCAGGCAAGGCACCACGGCAUCCAUCGCAAGCUUUGCAUCUCGGGCCACUUCUAGGUCUGGGGCUGGUUAUGGCCGACUUGCAUCCCCAGUGCCUGAAGUCCCUCCGGUAAACUAUGGAGAGCAGCCUCUUUCACGGACUACUACCAUGAAUUCGCAGGGGAAUCAUGGUCAAUACCCCGCAAACCAACCGAUGUCAGAUCCAAUGCAAUUCAUGCCUGGUCGGUAUACGGAAAGCCCUGGCCCCAUGCAUCCCAAUAAUGCGCCGUUCUACCCCCCGCCAGCUCGCGCACCCAGUGCUCGUCCGAUGGAUACUUUUACACAACCCAUGGGGUCGUUUGCGCCGACACAAGCACCUCCUCCUGGCCCGAGAGGUUAUCAGGCUUACAAUCCUGGAGGACGUACUAGCACUGCGACGUCUGUAACCUCUCACCAGAAUGGACCUGCGAUGCAGCGUCAGUUCAACCCUCCUGUCCGUAGUGCCACAGGGCCGAUGCCUCUACGGGAGCCUCCGCGUAGAAACCUGACCAACCCUAUGCCGCCCCGUUCAGCAAGCGCAAGACCGGAAAGGGCACCUCCUUAUACCUACGAUGUUGAAUCGCAGCGAGGAGGAUAUGGUUGGUGA